Anoplophora glabripennis (Asian longhorned beetle) is the source of this 2125-nucleotide messenger RNA. RefSeq names its product nose resistant to fluoxetine protein 6-like. NCBI's taxonomy places the organism in Eukaryota, Metazoa, Arthropoda, Insecta, Coleoptera, Cerambycidae. The transcript has 13 exons. The record is from RefSeq and is a predicted model, not a curated record. Gene Ontology annotation, molecular function: acyltransferase activity, transferring groups other than amino-acyl groups. Bases 1 to 2091 code for a protein of 696 amino acids.
AUGAGGGCAAUAUGUUUUCUAGUAAUUUUUAGUAUAACAUUUGUAAACGGCGAUAUCGACGAUGAAGAAACCUGGCAAUAUGAAAUGCUCAAAAUGCCGGAUUUAAGAGCUAUGUGUGAACAGUUCCAAGACGAAACUAAUGUUGGUACAAGAUGUAAAGAACAGCUAAGUAUUGUGUGUGGAAACAUAACACUUCUUCUGGCAAUGUCGGAUGCGUCGUCAAAAUUCCCAUUCACGGGCCUAGGAUACGCCUCGAAAACGGAUUUGGGCAAUUUCGAUCAAUGUUUGUCAAUAGAUCACAGUUACGAAGGCGGUCGAAUUCUGGGGGAGCACUGUAUGGAAGGUUUAGUAGUUCCCGAUCCAUCUGACAACAUAUCUGACGCAAACACGUAUUAUACGCUGUCAGUGUGCCGACCAGAUGGCUGCAAUGCCAGAGACUAUAACGAAAUUGUUGAACCACUGCUUGACGCGAAAUUGACGGAGCUUUUCCUAGACAAUUGGUGUCAAAAAGCAGUACCUAAUAAAGCCUUCGAUGUUACGGAGAUCGUUACACUGACAAUUUUUGCAAUAAUAACAUGGCUAAUUGUUAUAUCAACGAUAUAUGACGUCUAUAUAUACAAAAGUAACAACAAAAACAAUCAUCCCUUACUUAUUGCAUUUUCCUUACUCUCGAACGGUAGAAAAUUGUUACACAUCUCCAAAAAUUCCACAUCAAAAGAACACAUCGAAAUACUUAACGGAUUAAGGGUAAUCAGUAUGAUGUGGAUCAUAGCUGGUCAUGGAUUUAUGUCAUGGGCAAAGGUUCCUGUUGUGAAUAUAGAGGACUGGGGAGAGAGUUGGACGAAACACUUAUACGCGGGGUAUAUCCUUACGGCACCGCUAGCAGUAGAUACAUUUUUUUAUAUGUCAGGUUUUUUGGUGGCCUUUAAGUACUUACAACGUAAAGAGAAGUCAUUAUUAAGUCAAUUGUUAUCCAUACCACAAAUGUAUUUACAUCGCUUUUUAAGACUUACUCCGGCAUUGCUUAUGGUAUAUUUGGUGAUCAUCUCAUUAUUUCACCGGCUUGGAAGUGGACCUUUAUGGGAGAAAAAUAAAGAUUAUGCUAAAACUUGUAGAGAUAAUUGGUCGGCAGUGUUUCUUUAUAUCCAGAAUUACUACAAUUAUAAAAAUGUAUGUUUACCCCAGACAUGGUUCUUGUCAGCUGUUAUGCAAUUGUUCUUAAUAUCGCCGUUAGUAUUAAUUCCCUUAUCUCUAACUUUACGAAAACCCUUAGGAUUUAAGAAGGCUAUGGUAGGGUUGACGAUUUUAAAUAUUGUUUCUACUUUUACACCCAUGGUCCAUAAGCUCUAUGUUCUAGAUUACAGAAAUGAAUACGAUUCCCAUUCAAGACUUAUUGAUUAUUUUAUGGGCGUGAUGUUGGCGGUUUUUAUGAGAGAAAAUAUGGAUAAAUCUUUUCUAUAUAUGGUCAGGGAACAACGUAAACCUGUCAUAAAUCUUGUGAUAUGGAUAUUAAUUAUACUCGCAAUGUUAGCGACGGUGAUGUGUUAUCAAUUAUUAGUGGAAAUGCAGGAAAACUACAAAAUAACAGUAACCAUUCUGUCUUUGAUGAGACCCAUGUGGAGUUUUGGACUGAGUUGGAUAAUUUAUUCUUCCUAUCAUGGAUAUGGAGGUUUUGUCAACUGGAUUUUGCGUAGACCGAUAUUCCAAAUUCUAGGAAGACUCACUUAUAGUAUUUAUCUCGUACAUCAGUCGGUAAUUGAUUACAACGUUAUAACAACAAGAGCCCCUUGGUAUUUUACAGACUACAAUGCUUUUUAUUUAUUUUGCGGGCACUACAUAGUAUCAGUAAACAUUGCAAUAUUUUGGACAUUAGCUUUUGAAAUACCCUUCAUUGCAUUAGAGAAAUAUAUAGAGAAAACAUACAGUUCCAUCUUAGAACGCAAAUCGACACAAAGAGAUAGUAAUGAAGAAAAACAACUGCAAAGUAUCUCUCUAAAUGGGACUGGUGAAGACUUAGUUAAAAAAUGUACAAACUCAGAAGGACUGUAUACGACGAGCAAUGAAUUUCUCGGAAUUAAUGUACCGAAUUAAUAUUGUUUUCUGAAAUAGAUAAUAAAAAUAUUUA